AUGUCCGCCUCUACAAAGUCAAUGACCCCUCGAAAGCAGUCGAAGCUAAACUUCGGCUCUGCAGCGAACGGCAAGGGUGGGAAGACGCCCAUUGGGAAGAAGAAGCCACCGGCAAAUGGAAACAUACUUAAUUUCUUCCAAAAAGUCGAAGUAGAGGAACAGCUUUUCUGCGCCGGUCCUACGAAUACAUCCGCUUCUACCCCCAACGUUGCGCCGCCGACACCGAAGGUCGACGAGGAUCUAUUUGGAGAUGAAGGCAUAUCUCAGGACGCUGAAAAGGAGGCGAGAUCUCCUAAAAGAAGAAAACUGAGCCAUGAUGGAAACGAGAGUCUACCGCAAAACUCGGAGAGUACACGGAGCGAAGAAUCAGAUCAAACGAAGUCAACGGUGUUAGAACAGACGGUUACAAAGCGAUCUCGAAGGAAGGUUCCAUUUUUAAUCGAUUCCGAUAGCGAAGAAGAUGAUAUAGAGUCCUCUCCAUUACGAGAUACUACAGAUAUUAAGGCAAUUGUUGCCUCGCCCGAAAUAAAAAACGAAAAAGCCGAAUUAGACACGGCCCCGGUACCGAAUCUACCGGUGGACGAGAGUUGUCCGGAAGCCCCCGACAUUCCACCCCUUAAUCAAGGAGAGUCUGUAUAUGACGAAUUUAAAGACCUUGAGGAUGUAGAAGGGUUAUUUGAUGACGUUGAGGAGGAGUAUGCUGACGGCGAAGAAUUCCGGGAAAGGCGUUAUAUGGAAGAACAGGCGCGACUCGAAGCUGAGGAGGCAGGAAACUAUACUUCCGAUGGUGUUGUAGGCGAAUUUCAGGAGCCAGAAGGCAUCGUAGAAUGCUGUCCGUUGUGUAAUGCGAAUCUAGCUGGUAUUACUCCUGAUCAAGCAACAGUUCACGUAAAUGCUUGUCUAGAUGGUAACCCGAUACCUCUUCCGAAACCGAAACUAGAAGAUCAGACGCCUUCGGAAACGGUAGAUGGACCUCAGAUUAGCAAGCGGUUUGCCAAAGCUGCCGUACCGCGACCCGGUCAAGCCAACCCGAUCAGUGUCGGAAGCGCGGCAAAUAAACCUACGUCGGCCUUCAGCAAGCUGAUGUCGGGACACGCCGAAGAUGCGGCAUGGGCUUCGGCCGCAGCUGCGGAGCACGCCUCCCGAGGCAAACCUGCAUACAAGCGAACAUGUCCUUUCUAUAAGAUCAUGCCUGGAUUUUCUAUCUGUGUUGAUGCCUUUCGAUAUGGCGCUGUGAAAGGCUGCAAUGCCUACUUUCUUAGUCACUUUCAUAGCGAUCACUACAUUGGCCUGACAGCUAAUUGGUCUCAUGGACCUAUAUACUGCAGUAAGGUCACGGGCAGUCUUGUGAAGAACCAGCUUCGGACAGCGGCGAAGUGGGUAGUAGAGCUAGAGUUCGACGAGACAAUUGAGGUUCCGGGAACAGAAGGGGUAACAGUCACCAUGAUACCAGCCAACCAUUGUCCGGGUAGUUCGUUGUUUCUCUUCGAAAAGAUAAUCGGGAAAGGACCUAAUCCGAGAAAGCAACGGAUUCUACACUGCGGCGACUUUCGGUCUUGUCCAGCACAUGUCCGCCAUUCACUACUGAGGCCUAAUAUUGUCGAUGCCGUCUCUGGCAAAGUCAAACAACAAAAGAUUGAUGUUUGCUACCUAGAUACAACAUAUCUCAACCCUCGCUACUCCUUCCCCCCACAAGACGAUGUUAUUUCGACCUGUGCCGAAUUCUGCAGGUUGAUAUCUGACGAGAACAGUGAUACGGCUGAAAUUUUAGAUACGUUAAAGCCAGGGAAAGGCAAAGUAAGCAAAUUUUUCAAGAAGGAAGAAAAGAGUUCGUCGUCCGCCACCAAAACAGAAAGCAACUCUCAAAAGAACCGUCUCCUCGUCAUAUGCGGCACCUACUCCAUCGGCAAAGAGCGCAUAUGCAAGGCCAUCGCACAGACGCUAGGAACCAAGAUCUUCGCAUCGCCAGCCAAGAUCAAAAUCUGCUCGCAGCUCGGCGACCCGGAGCUCGCGGCGCUCAUGACGAGCAACCCGCUCGAGGCGCAGGUGCACAUGCAGAUGCUGACGGAGAUCCGCGCCGAGACGCUGCAGGAGUACCUCGACGGGUACAAGCCGCACUUCUCGCGCAUCGUCGGGUUUCGUCCCAGCGGCUGGAACUACCGGCCCGCGGGCGCUACGAAAAACACAACCACCGCCACCGCUUCCCCCACCAGCGUGCCUACCACCACGCUCCUCCACGGCCCGGCCUGGCGUCCGCGCUUCAAGCUGGCGGAUCUCGCGGCCCAGCGCGGGAGCACCCGCGAGGCUAUGUGCUUCGGCGUGCCGUACUCGGAACACAGCAGUUUCCGCGAGCUGGCGCUGUUUCUGAUGGCGCUGCGCGUGGACAAGGUCGUGCCGACUGUGAAUGUGGGGAGCGAGAUGGGGCGGAGGCGGAUGAAGGGGUGGAUUGAUAGGUGGCUUGGGGAGAGGAGGAGGGGAGGGGUUGUUAGGGUUUUGGAGGAGGAGGAGGAGGAUGAGGGUGAGGGCGGGAAGGAGGGGGUUGAGCUUUGGGAUGGAAGAGAUGGGAAGGGCGGUGGUGUUUGGUGGUAG
Daldinia childiae is the source of this 2589-nucleotide messenger RNA. RefSeq names its product DNA cross-link repair protein pso2/snm1. The record is from RefSeq and is a predicted model, not a curated record. The coding region runs from base 1 to 2589 and encodes 862 amino acids. NCBI's taxonomy places the organism in Eukaryota, Fungi, Ascomycota, Sordariomycetes, Xylariales, Hypoxylaceae. Gene Ontology annotation, biological process: interstrand cross-link repair; double-strand break repair via nonhomologous end joining; protection from non-homologous end joining at telomere. Gene Ontology annotation, molecular function: 5'-3' DNA exonuclease activity; damaged DNA binding. The transcript has a single exon.